Molecule: messenger RNA, 1239 nt
Organism: Rodentolepis nana
Lineage: Eukaryota; Metazoa; Platyhelminthes; Cestoda; Cyclophyllidea; Hymenolepididae
Source: the annotation of a GenBank genome assembly
AUGUCUCACGCUAUUUGCAAACAAACUGAGAAAUCCAAGGAGGUUUAUUCUCGCGAAUCUAAAUUCGGUGCUCAUAACUACCAUCCUCUUGAAGUUGCCCUUUGCCGUGGUGAAGGUGCCUAUGUUUGGGACGUAGAUGGAAAUAAAUAUUUAGACUUUCUCAGUGCGUAUAGCGCUGUUAGCCAGGGACAUUGUCACCCAAAAAUAGUUGAAGCCCUUAUUGAUCAAGCCAAGCAACUAACUCUUGUAUCACGCGCUUUCUACUCCGACAUUCUUGGCAAGUACGAAGAGUACAUCACCAAACUCUUCGGUUAUGAUAAAGUCCUCCCGAUGAAUACUGGUGUGGAAGGUGGUGAGACAGCUUUAAAACUUGCCAGAAAGUGGGCCUAUAAAGUUAAAGGAAUAGAAAAAAAUAAAGCUGUCAUUUUAUUUGCUGAGGGCAACUUUUGGGGUCGUACACUUGCUGCCUGUUCUUCAUCUACCGAUCCAUCCUGUUACGAAGAUUAUGGGCCGUUCAUGCCAGGAUUCAAAAUUGUUCCAUACGAUGAUGCUGAGGCUCUUGAAAAGGAACUCAAGGACCCAAACGUAGCUGCCUUCAUGGUUGAACCAAUUCAGGGUGAAGCCGGUGUACGAGUCCCGUCGGAUGGUUAUCUUAAGAAGGUACGAGAACUCUGCACCAAGUACAAAGUUCUCUGGAUUGCUGAUGAGGUCCAGACUGGCCUUGGUCGCACAGGUAGACGUCUAUGUGUUGAUCACGAGGGUGUAAAGCCAGAUAUCGUUAUUCUUGGCAAAGCCCUCUCUGGCGGUAUCAUGCCUGUUUCUGCUGUACUUGCCAACGAUGAGGUAAUGCUCACCAUUAAACCAGGUGAACAUGGUUCAACAUACGGUGGCAAUCCCCUUGCCUGUCGUGUUGCUAUGACCGCUCUUGAGGUGAUGGAAGAAGAGAAGUUGGCUGAACGUGCUGAUAGACUUGGCAAGAUUUUCCGUGAAUCAAUGAGCACUUUACCAAAGAACAUUGUCUCUUCGGUGCGUGGAAAGGGCCUCUUGAAUGCUGUGGUGAUCGAUGAUAAGUAUGAUGCUAUGGAAAUUUGUAAAAAACUUCGUGAUUAUGGUCUCCUUGCCAAGCCUACACAUGGAACAAUCAUUCGUUUUGCUCCCACCUUGGUGAUCUCUGAGGAGCAAAUCAAGGAGGCAUGUAACAUCAUUCACAAAGUAUUUACUGAGUUCGCCUCUAAGUAA